This is a messenger RNA of Ipomoea nil (Japanese morning glory), 1965 nucleotides long. RefSeq names its product probable LRR receptor-like serine/threonine-protein kinase At1g67720. The coding region runs from base 24 to 1598 and encodes 524 amino acids. The record is from RefSeq and is a predicted model, not a curated record. NCBI's taxonomy places the organism in Eukaryota, Viridiplantae, Streptophyta, Magnoliopsida, Solanales, Convolvulaceae. The transcript is spliced from 8 exons. Gene Ontology annotation, molecular function: protein binding.
UCGCAAUCCUUCCAUCUCCAACCAUGGCGGCCAUCUCCACCUCCCUCUUCUUCUGCCUCGUUUUCUUUCCCCUAAUAAUCCUUGCCCAGACCAACGGCGUCCCUAAAGGUUUCUUCUUGAACUGUGGCGGAAACGAGGAGGUGGAACUGCAUUCUCUUACGUUCGUCCCAGACGAUAAAUACAUUUCUGCCGGCAACAAAUCCGUCGUGAAACAGCAAAACAUCCUUCUAACGUUAACCACCCUCCGCUAUUUCCCCAGCAACAAGGCCCGGAAAUGGUGUUACAGUUUGCCGGUGGCCAAGGGGAAGAGGCUGCUGGUGAAGACGGUGUACUAUUACGGGGGGUUCGACGGCGGGAAGGAGCCGCCGGUGUUCGAUCAGAUCAUCGACGGCACCAAAUGGUUUGUGAUUGACACCAGGGCGGAUUACGCCAGGGGUCUCACCUCCUACUAUGAAGCCAUUGUUAUGGCGAAUGGAAUGGACCUAACGCUCUGUCUUGCCAGGAAUGAGCAAACUGGGAAUUCCAGCCCCUUCAUUUCCGCCAUUGAAGCCUCUUAUCUUGAAGACACCAUUUACAAUACCACUGAUUUCCAGAAAUAUGGAUUGAUCAACCUUGCCAGACACAAUUUUGGCUCUGAUUUUGAUAUGAUUGGUUUUCCAGAUGAUCCUUACAACAGACUGUGGCUUCCAUUCAUGGACAAUAACCCAUCAGUGCUAAGCCACUCGCACGUGACGCCGGUGGCGUUUUGGAACAAGCCGCCGAAGGAAGUGUUCACGACGGCGGUGACAACCAGCAGAGGGAAGACGCUGACGAUGCACUGGCCGCCGUUUUCGCUCCCCAAUACUUACUACUACAUCGUUCUCUACUUCCAGGACAACCGCACGCCCAGCGCUUAUAGCUGGCGAACAUUUGACGUCAAGAUUAACGGCAAGACGUUUUACAGCAAACUGAACGUGACCACAGGCGGCGUCAGUGUUUACUCUCCGGCUUGGCCGCUUUCUGGGAAUACGUCGAUUUCUCUGAUUCCGGUUGAUGGUAUUCCGGUCGGGCCUGUCAUUAACGCCGGAGAAAUCUUUCAGCUUUUUCCAUUAGGUGGAAAGACGCUCACACGAGAUGUGGCGGCGUUGGAGGAUUUGCAGAAAAGCUUGAGGAACACGCCGGAGGAUUGGAAUGGGGAUCCAUGCCAGCCAAAGGAUAAUGGAUGGACAGGAAUCACAUGUAGUAAAGGGAAAUCAUUCAGAGUUGUGUCUCUGAACUUGACUGGUAUAGGGCUGAGUGGAACACUACCUCAAAGCAUAUCCAAAUUGACUGCAGUUUCCUAUAUUUGGCUUGGAGACAACAAACUCUCUGGUACAUUGCCUGAUAUGAGCAAAUUGAAGUCCCUGAAAUCUCUGCAUUUGGAGAACAACCAGUUUGAAGGAGCAAUCCCAAAGGCUCUAGGCCAACUACCAAAACUCACUGAAGUGUUUCUGCAGAAUAACCACCUAAAUGGUGAAGUCCCACAAGGCUUAAAGAACAACAAGAACAUAACCCUCCAGUAUGAGAAUCUUUGUCUGCUGACAACGUUGCUACUACUGCUGUUAAGAUCUCCUUUCUGACUCUUUCUGUUGCAGGGUUUGAGGGGAGCUGUCGGGGGAUGAAAGGAGUUAGAAGAGCUGAAGAAAUGGGAUUAUAAGCUAGCAAGAAUGGAUGUGAAGAAAGAGGGAGAUGGAUGUUGGAUUGCCAAUUUGUGGAAAACCUGAGUGUAUAAAUUAAAGUAAUGAUCUUCAGUGAAAAAAUGUAGUUUAAUUAAGGUCCUGUGUGAACAGAACCAUAACAUUGUGAAGGAGUUUGUUUAUAUAUUCAGAAGUUCAAUUUGCAAAUUUCAAUGCCAAGUUUCUCAAAGAAAUCCUAUGCAGGAUCUUAUUCAUCAUAAAUGGAAUCUAUAUAUAAUCCACUUGACAUACAAUAUAAUGUUUAACUCAC